GAAAAACAAUUUUUAAAGAUAUAUAGAAUGUUCAAAAUGUUCUCAAAUUUUACUAACGUAUUCUUUUUUCUUGGAAUUGCAAUUAUUGCUGGGGGAGCUGAAUACAAAAUAACGGAUCAAGUAUAUUUUGAUAUUAAUAUUGAAAACGAGUAUUUGGGGAGAAUUAUUUUGGGAUUAUUUGGUGAAGUUGCCCCGAAAACUUGUAAAAAUUUCAAAGAAAUUGUACAACAUGGUAUAAAUGGUAAAAGUUAUAUAGGAACUAGAUUCCAUACAGCGAUUUCCAGGGUAAUGAUUCAAGGGGGUGAUAUAAUAAAUGAUGAUGGUACUGGUUCUAUAAGUAUUUAUGGUGAUUAUUUCGAAGAUGAAAAUUUCACGAUUAAACAUGAGUCAGCAGGAUUGCUUGCAAUGGCCAAUGAGGGUCCUAAUACAAAUGGUUGUCAGUUUUUGAUAACAACAAUGGCGUGUCCUUGGUUAGACGGAAAAAACGUUAUAUUUGGCAAGGUGCUUAAAGGGGCGGCCGUGGUUCAUACAAUCGAGCAUUUGAAAACCGAUAUUAACGAAAAGAUUUUAAAACACGUUUUCAUAUCCAACUCGGGGGUUAUUGAGACUGAACCGUUUUACGAAGAAUCUAAGAACUACGAGUUAACAUUUUGGUCUUGGAUAAAAGCUGGUUGGUUACCGUUGGGUUUCUCUUUUGCUACUUUGGCAUUUUUCCAAUUCAUCAUGGCGCAGUUGGAUAAAUACGAAAUAACAAAGUCAUAAUUCAAUAUGUAUUUGUUUAUUUGAAACAUUGUUUGUUGAAUUUAGAAUAUAUCUUAUAUUAUAUAUAUUGUUUGUUAUAAAUAUAUUAAUAACCUAAAUGAA
This is a messenger RNA of Diorhabda carinulata, 864 nucleotides long. RefSeq lists its product as uncharacterized. Lineage: Eukaryota; Metazoa; Arthropoda; Insecta; Coleoptera; Chrysomelidae. Gene Ontology annotation, molecular function: peptidyl-prolyl cis-trans isomerase activity. Gene Ontology annotation, cellular component: intracellular membrane-bounded organelle. The transcript has 6 exons. Gene Ontology annotation, biological process: protein peptidyl-prolyl isomerization. The record is from RefSeq and is a predicted model, not a curated record. Bases 28 to 762 code for a protein of 244 amino acids.